AUGAAGAAAGUGCCGGCAGCAUCAUCACCUUCCUGGAAGCUUCAAAUCCAACAGAAGCAAGCCCCAUUUGCACUUACAUUGUCCACGCAUGCAGUUGAUUUAAUUGGGAGUUCUGCACCACAACUGAUGCCUUACAAGAAGAAAAGGAAACUUAGGCGGUUGGAUUCACCUACACAUCAAAUGAUGCGAGCGUUUGAGAAUUACUCAGAACACUCAAGAGGACCGGUGAUAAUUCAUCCCUAUACUAUGGUGGCUCCUUAUAAAUCCAUGCACGAGACCAUAUUUCGUCUAGCUCAGGACAAGCUUGCACCUCUGAUUAUCAUCCCAUUCCCUGAUAACCACCACCAUUCUAUUGUUGGCACUGCUCCCUCUAGCCCUAUACGCCUAAUGAUCCUUAAUUUACAAGCAUUUUCUCAGUGUACAAUUGGAAUACUAGUUGACAAGGGCUUUCCUUGUCGGCCAAGUAUCUCUAACUUCUCCUACAUUGUGGCUAUAUUUUUCAUUGGUGGACCAGAUGACCGUGAGGCAUUAGCAUAUGCAUCACGCAUGGCUGACAACCCUGACGUGGGCAUCACGGUGUUCAGGAUUCUCGUGCGGGUCAAUAAAAUAGAAAGUUUUGAGGAAGAGGAGAGAGAGCUUAAGCUAGACGAGUCAUUGUUGGAUGAGUUUAAGCUAAGGAACACCGGGAAUAAUCGGUUGAAUUGGCGUGAUAUUGAGGUGGAUGAUGGUGUUGAGGCUGUGAAGGCUAUUAAGAAUUUGCAGGGUGAGUACGACCUAGUUAUGGUGGGGCGGCGACAUUGGGAUGUGUCGUUGAGGGAUGAAGAAAUGGCAGACUUAUUGCACAAUCCAGAGCUGGGAGUGAUUGGCGACAUGCUCGCUUCUUCAGAUUUCUGUGGUGGAAUGGUGAAUGUGUUGGUGAUCGAUGCAAGAAAGUAG
Molecule: messenger RNA, 936 nt
Organism: Rosa rugosa (rugosa rose)
Lineage: Eukaryota; Viridiplantae; Streptophyta; Magnoliopsida; Rosales; Rosaceae
Product: cation/H(+) antiporter 15-like
Exons: 1
Coding region: 1-936 (311 amino acids)
Biological process (GO): regulation of pH
Cellular component (GO): endomembrane system
Source: RefSeq, a predicted model, not a curated record